GGAAGCGAAGAUGGCGGCGGUUGCCAUGGAGGUGGCCGGGCCUGAGAAGCCCCUGCAAGAGGAGAACCCGCGGGGAGGCGCCGCCGCCUCUUCCUCCGCAGGGAGCGGCACUUAUGAAUUGCCCUGGGUCGAAAAAUACAGACCUGUGAAGCUGUCUGAAAUUGUUGGGAAUGAAGACACCGUCAGCAGACUGGAGGUCUUUGCAAGGGAAGGAAAUGUCCCAAAUAUUAUCAUCGCAGGUCCUCCAGGAACUGGGAAAACCACCAGCAUCCUCUGUCUGGCACGUGCCCUUCUGGGGCCUGCGUUGAAAGAAGCCAUUCUGGAGCUGAAUGCGUCAAAUGACAGAGGCAUUGAUGUUGUGAGGAACAAAAUCAAGAUGUUUGCUCAGCAGAAGGUGACGCUUCCGAAAGGCCGGCAUAAAAUCAUCAUAUUGGAUGAAGCUGACAGCAUGACGGAUGGAGCCCAGCAAGCCCUGAGACGGACGAUGGAAAUUUAUUCCAAAACAACUCGCUUUGCUCUUGCUUGCAAUGCUUCCGAUAAAAUCAUAGAACCCAUCCAGUCUCGCUGCGCAGUGCUCCGCUACACCAAGCUGACGGACGCUCAAAUUCUUGCCAGGCUGAUGAAAAUUGUCGAGAAGGAGAACGUGCAAUAUACAGACGAUGGGCUAGAAGCCAUUAUCUUCACGGCCCAGGGAGACAUGAGGCAGGCGCUGAACAACUUGCAGUCUACCCAUUCUGGAUUUGGCUUUGUCAACAGUGAGAACGUGUUCAAGGUGUGUGAUGAGCCCCACCCUUUGCUGGUGAAGGAGAUGAUUGGCCACUGCGUCAGCGCCAAUAUCGAUGAAGCAUACAAGAUCCUGUCCCACUUGUGGAGGCUUGGCUAUUCUGCUGAAGACAUCAUCGGCAACAUCUUCAGAGUGUGUAAAACCUACCAGAUGGCCGAGUAUUUGAAGCUGGAGUUCAUCAAGGAAAUUGGCUAUACACACAUGAAGAUAGCGGAAGGAGUCAACUCGCUCUUACAGAUGGCAGGACUGCUAGCCCGGCUUUGUCAGAAGACAGUGGUUCCUACAGCGAGCUGAAGCCAUGGAUGGGAGAUGGACCUUCUGAGGAGGGGAAACUGUUUGUGUAACAGUUGUGGGCAUUUGGAGUUGCACUUGGCGAUUUGGACACAGUUGUCAAAAAUAUUUGUGUGAACACGUGAGUUGUAGGGAUUUUUUUUUUUUUACCACUUCAGACCGAAAUAAAGUUUGAUAUAAAGCUGAAGACCUCUCAUUUCGCUGUAUUGAUAAGAUUACCACAAUCAGUAAAAGCAGAUGCCUUUUAAAAUUUUCCCUCACCUGUAUUGCUCUGAGAUCUGUGGCUGAAGGGUAGUAUACAAGUUUAAUAAUGAUGUCUUCUUUGGUGAUCACUCAAAGCCGAGUAAGAUUGUCUUCCAUGAACACAGUGACUGUGGAGGCCGAUGAUACAGUUUUUAAGGACCUGGGCAGCACAUCUAUCUUCUCAUGUAGGACGUUUGCUCAGUUAACCUUCUACAUCAGGGUUUCCCAAACUUGGGUCUCCAGCUGUUUUUGGACUGCAAUUCCCAUCAUCCCUGACCACUGGUCCUUCUAGCUAGGGAUGGUGGGAGUUGUAGUCCAAAAACAGCCGGACCCAAGUUUGGGAAACACUGUACAUAAUGCCCUUUUUAAAAGCAUCUGUUGAUCUUUGGUAGUUGGAGGAAUAUCUUAACAUUGCUUCUGGGAACAGAUGUAGACCUGGUGACAGAAUCCUUUCUUUCCUUGUUUUAAACACCCCAAGCAAUUUGAUAUUGUCAGCAAACUUGACUGCUGCCUCGCUGGUCACAUCAGGAUCAUGGAGAACAGGAUACAGCUAGCUGUUAAUCAGGUGAUGCCGCAGUGUAAUCAGAUGCCCCAAAGGAACAUUUCUCCUUUGUUGGAACUGUUUGACCCAUGCCUGCAGGGGGAAGAUCCUUUGCAUUGAAUACAAGCCAGUGGUUCAAUGGGGCAAAGUUGCAUGGCAGUUAAGCUCAUUGACUUAAGGUCCCCCAUCUUAGUCUGCUCUGGACCAUUCAUGGACAAGUUAAAAAACACAGGUCCCAAUUGCACUCCUCAAGUGACUCCACUUCCUACAUCCCUCCAUUGGGAGAACAGCUUCUACUAUCUUCAUUUUGUUCCUUAACUACCUUACUGAGCCGUAAGAGGACCUGUUCUCUUACCCUAUAACGUGCACUUGGUUAGACCACAGGGGCCUCGGAAAAGAUAUAGACCACACUAAGCUGAAGUCUCUAUUUCUUUCACAAGAGAUCCACCCACUCGUUCUUCUGCUAAGCGAUAAAUGUUGAACUUGCCUUGCAAAAGCUAAAACAAACACAGCUCACCGGAGGAAAGUGAAGGUGUUGUCACGGGACUAACUACAGAACUGUGCUACCAGUCUGUGCAGAUACAACACUCAGAAGAAUUACUUUCUAGCCUCACUUGAAGAACUAGGGCCCGAAACUAUUUUCACCAAUCAGAAGCUAAUGGUUGUCCAUGCCUUGUAUUGGCCGAGGGAAUAAAGA
Molecule: messenger RNA, 2556 nt
Organism: Zootoca vivipara (common lizard)
Lineage: Eukaryota; Metazoa; Chordata; Lepidosauria; Squamata; Lacertidae
Gene: RFC2
Product: replication factor C subunit 2
Biological process (GO): DNA repair; DNA-templated DNA replication
Cellular component (GO): nucleus; DNA replication factor C complex
Molecular function (GO): DNA binding; ATP hydrolysis activity; ATP binding
Source: RefSeq, a predicted model, not a curated record